UCUUUUUAGCGCCUAAGACCUGAGAUGGCCUCAAAGACCACAGGGCCACACGUUUUUGCCUUUACUUUAAAGUCUCUAUUUCAUUUCUCAGGAGACUAUAGCAGGUUUCUUCACUCAAAUUCUGCCUCAGCCUAGACCAGCCACAUGACUUCAUUUAUAUAGACCAAACCUAGAGUCCCUUGAGCGCUACACAGCCGGAAGUGAUCUUCUAGACCAAAAACAGAACAUCAGUACUGAAAACGGCCGGGUUGGCUCCGGCCAGAAUUUGGGCAAUAAUCAAAUAAUGAGAGGCAAAGCAAAGCUAAAGAAGACAACCCUUUCUAAGCAAUCUCAACACAAAGAACCCCUACUUCCUAUAGCCCUGCUUGACCUAGAGAAUACACUUAGAACAGAAAUGCAUGAAUUAGUCUUCCCUCUGAAGGAGAAGCUGACCCAAUAUGAGAGUAACCUAAAAGACAUCCAUGGGCUAGUGCCUAAGGAACAGAAGUUAGACCUCGCAUGAUCAAUCAAAGGGCUUUACGAUCUUAGUAAUUAAAACUCAGCAUCAUAACGAAAAGAUUAUGUCAAUCUUCAAAACUUUAGAUGGAUUGAAGUCGAUCGCUCCUGGGCUAGAAAAACUGAAUAAUGAGAUUCAAAGAAUAGAUACUAAGUUUACCGAAGAGUUUUAUAAGUAACAAAUUAAACCUCGAUACCAUUAAAGGAAAAGUCAAGAACCUUGAAGGAGAAAUGAAAUAUCUCUCCCAAUCAUCUGGGAGUCAAAAUAGCAGAAUUGAUUCCUUCCAGGCAUUCCUAGAGGCUAUCAAGGAACAACUUGCUAACACUCAGCUCACUCAUAAAGUAGAGCUUGACCAAAGGAUAUACACUCUCAAAAACCAAUUCUUCGAAGUGGAUAAAUAAAGUAACCGAAAACGAUUCCAGGAUGGAAAUGUUCCAAACACAGUUCGAAAACUACUCUCUCCUAGUAAAGAAACAAAAUUUCGAUCCAAAAAUAAAGCUCCUCAGAGCAGACCUCGAAGAGCUCGACCAAGAUAAAGCAGAUGUCAAUGAAUUCAAGAAAUUUAGCCAUUUUUGAAAACGGGAAAUUCAAAACCUAAAUUUUCGUAACAAAAAUCAAGAGAGGAUCAUUAAGGAUAUCUCAACAGAGAUAUUCGACCAGAAAAUUGAGAAGCUUGCUUCUGACGUCAAGCACAAACGGAUACCGAAAGAUACACCCAUUCAUGACCUAUUCGUUGUGAAUAAAAUGGAGAGGAAGACAAGCUCAAAGAAGAUCAGGAAAUUCAAAACCAAGAAGAAGACGACAAUCAGUCGGCAAUCUAGACGUGAGAAUCAAGAAAAUAGCUCUAAACUGCUUGAUUCCAUCUUGAAACAAAUCAGCAUGGAUUCUCAGUUGAAGAGUAAAACACAGCACGUCAAAGAUAUCAAGAAGAGAAUAUAAAGAUGCAAAGCCCCUCAAGCAAAAAUAAGAAUUUAAACACCAACUUAAAAUAACAGAGAUCUUAAUUUUACACUCUCUUCACAAAAGAUCUCCCUGAGUCCUAAUUUAUCUCGAGAAAUGGAGCAUGAAGGAGGAGAAUCUGAGAAUAGUGAAACCUCUAAGUCUCAAGACUCUUCUGUUGGAGAGCUUCCUCCUGAGUUAAAGAAAGUUAGUAUGAGAAGUCCCAGACCUCCUUCAAAACUUGUCCAAAGGGCAACUAUAACGAUUGCCGUGCCGAAAUUGAACAGCAAUCCAAUGAAAUCAUUUGAUGAAGCUAUUCCACCUAAAAACUUUAGUGAGAGGUUGAGUGGUGAAGAUUCUCAGCUUAAUUUGCCAAAAGGGAGUUUCAACAGCGUGAAUAGCUCAAACACCCCAGUUCCUCUUACAAGAUUGAUCGACCCUAAAUUGCGGGCAUUUAGCAGCAAAAACACUCUACUCAAGCUAGGAAAUGGACAAAAUGUAAGGAAAAGCUACAUGGCUAGAAGCCGAAGGAUUUCCAAAUAAAAGAGACUCCAAGAGGCCAAGCCAGUUCUGAAUACCAGAUAAUUUAAUCAAAUCUCAAAAUAACGAAGAGGUAUCUGAAGAUUUCACCGAAGAAUAUACUGGAGAUCUGGUCGCACUCGAGGACCUCGAUCCUGAAGUCCUUGAGAGGAUUAAUCAAUUAGACCUCAAAAUAGCAGAGCUAGAUAAAGUCUUCACGACUAAGUAUUCGGAGAUAGUGAAGUACACAAGGGACCAGUUUAGAGACCUUAAGCUUCAAUGUGUACAAUCUGACCAUAAGAUUGAUAAAAUUCGAGAAGAGACAAAAAAAAGGGUUUUUGAAGAUUCUCGAAACAAGCAGAGAGACCUUGCUGAUCUUUAUUACUCUGUCGAAAAACUAAACGACAACAGGACCAAUGACUUGUACAUGAUUCGUAAGAAAGUUAUCGAAGAGCUCCAGAGCCUGAAAUCUUGCUUCAAAGUCAUCGUACAGGACAUUAAAAUUCAACAUGAGUACCAAUCUCAAGCCUGCAUCCUCCCCCAAAUGGCACCCAAGCUGGGGUCCAAGCCGGGUUCUAAUACAGCCUCUCUUAGGAGCACCUCUCCGAGCCCUUACACGCCUGGGUGCAUGACCACCUCGGAGAUGCUGACUAAAAGACAAGCCCUGCUCUCUACUCUUCCUGAGGAUUACACCUCUGCACAAACCACCAUUGAACAAAUAUUCCAAAAAUUAUCAAAUCCUCACACAAAACCCUCAGUAACAAGAAACAAGAGAACUGGCCACAUUUUAAAAUGGAAAUCAGAAGAACCCAAGAGGAAAGAAACACGCAAGGUUGUGUUCAAUACCACCAUUCCUAAAAUCGAGAUUGGACAUCUCAAUUAGA
Molecule: messenger RNA, 2838 nt
Organism: Moneuplotes crassus
Lineage: Eukaryota; Ciliophora; Spirotrichea; Euplotida; Euplotidae
Source: the annotation of a GenBank genome assembly